This is a messenger RNA of Ectocarpus siliculosus, 2166 nucleotides long. The record is from the annotation of a GenBank genome assembly. Lineage: Eukaryota; Phaeophyceae; Ectocarpales; Ectocarpaceae.
CUCGCUCCAACCCACACAGAAGCCGCCUGCGCAGCCAUGGCAAGGACUGGAAUCAGGGUUCGAGGUGCAUUUUCUAUAACCCUAUUGCUUGUACGAUGUCAUGGCUUCUGUGCUCCCAUGAGGACAUCGACAGCACUCACUAAAGUUCACCCCCCGACAGAAGCCACGACAUCACCAACUCGGCACCAUCUGCUGGCGUAUGACAACCCACUGUCUGCAAUAACGGCCGCACGACGAGAGUCGACGCGCUCGCGAUCAAGGGUGGCUCUAGCUGCGACCACGGUGGAGCCUGUGGCCACUGGGUCUUCUCCUCCUGCUUCCGAGGCCGAUGCCGGAGACCUCCCGGACGUGAUCGACAUCCUAGGGGUUAGCUUUGAGCGCUGGAGGAAAAACGACGCCAAUGGACCGGCGUCACCCUCCGCUACCGGGGGAGCUGCGAACGGCUCGAAGGUUGACGGCGAUAAGAUGGUGCUGUUGUAUUUGCCCGGGAUCGAGGGGCUUGGUACUUCGGUCGAGCCCCAGCUACCUGCUCUCUCCGAGAAGUUCGAUGUGUUCAGGCUCAUCAUCGGGGCGGAGGAUAGGUCCACCUUCUCAACGUUGUCCAGAGCGGUGACUCAGUUUGUUGAUGUUACUAGCGGAGAGGGUGGUGGGAACCAGAAGAAGACGGUGGUUCUUGGGGAGAGCUUCGGAGCUAUGCUAGGCAUUCGACUUGGGCAGCUCAGACCGGGGCGUGUACAAGCGGUCUUCGCCGUAAACCCCGCCACGAGCUUCGGCCGCACAGCGUGGAGGUCUCUGGGUCCUCUCCUGUCCCUCGCCCCCAAGAGCCAGUACAAGGCCGCGUCGGUGGCGGUGUUCGCUGCAACCAUCCCGGAUGUGUCCCAGAUGAUGAGCGUGGUAGACGUCAUGAUCGACCCCAACAACGGAAUUAAGGUCACAGACAGACCCAAGGCCCUGGCGGACAGGCUUGGGGGGCUGUGGGAAAUGAUCUCAGAAGUUUCCGAGAACCUUCCCCCGGCGACUUUGAGAUGGAGGAUCCAGAACUGGCUGGCUGCGGGGCAGGGUCGUGUCGAAAGGGGGCUUGCAGACAUGAAGGUGCCGGUGGUCAUUGUAGCGGGGUCCGCGGAUAGGCUCCUGCCCUCAGUGAACGAGGCCGAGCGUCUGAAGAACCUCAUACCGGGAUGCCGGAGCAUGGUGCUCGAGGGACACGGACACGCUCCACUCUUCGACGGCCGGGUGGACAUGUCAGAGAUCAUAGCCGGAGAUCCCGCGAUGGAAGGCGUUGCAUUUCCGCAGGGUGACACUGAGCAGCACAAUGGAGAUGAAGAAGGACAAGGCAAGGACAUGAAGUCGCUCUUGUCCGGGGUGUACUCGAAGGACUGGGUGAACGACUUCGUCGAGCCUGACGCGAGCGUGAUUGAAGAGGGGAGAAAGACGAUCGACUUCCUCUUGAAAAGCGUGAGCCCGGUUUUCUUCUCCACCGGCGCGGACGGCGUCACCGUGUCCGGACUGUCGAAAGUUCCUGAUGGAGACAAGUCCACGAGCCGACCAAUCAUAUUCGUCGGGAACCACCAGCUCUUGGCGCUUGACCUAGGGGUCAUCGUGGAAAGGCUGUUCUCUGAGAGACAGAUUCUAGCCAGAGGGCUUGCCCACCCGAUAGUGUUUAUGGGCCGGACCACCCCUCGUGCUUUAGAUGGUGUUGUGGAUGGUGUCGUCAAGUCGAGCGAGGAGCAGAGUAUGAACGAAAACGGCGAAAUGAACAGCAGCAACAGCAACAACGUCAGCAAGGGCGAGAUCAAGGACAGCGCUGCAGAUGGACAGGGGAAGGGGAAGGCGGGGGAGACCCAAGGGAAGGACGAGAACGGCAUGCAGACGUUCUUCACGAAGUUUGGGGCGGUGCCGGUAUCCCCGCGAAACAUGUACCGCCUGCUGAAGAGAGGGGACAACGUGCUGCUCUUCCCCGGUGGAGUUAGCGAGGCAUACCACAGAAAGGGUGAGGACUACAAGCUGUUCUGGCCGGAGAAGGCUGAGUUCGUUCGUCUUGCCGUCGCCUCCGACGCUAUCAUCGUCCCCUUCUCCGCCAUUGGCGUCGCCGAUAGGUACGCGCUCCAUGUUCUGAGCUGGAAGAGAGAAGCAGGCCUCAAACGUUUAUGUAUUUCUACACACUAA